GGAGAUGAACUUUGCACCACAGGCAGGAGUCUCGAUGCUCGAUGUCUUCACCUUGCGGGACCCGAUGCCGUGCUCUAAAGAGCCCGUGGAAUUGGGUGGAUUUCGAAUGAAAUAUGUGAAUUCGGAACGAGGUUAGACGCGACUGGCCUGAGAAUCGGUGCAGGCUGACGGGUCUUCGAAUGAUGCCAUGGCUGAGGGCUGGGAUGCAGCCGAUGACGACCUCGAAAGGCUUCUUGAUUUUGACGAUCUUGAAGCUUCUAUAGUACCCAAGUCCUGCAAGACUCUGGCUCUGCCUGAAACUGAGGAAGCCAGAUCCAAGAACUCGUCUACACCCCAUCCUUCGUUCUCUCUGGGUGUUCACUCCCACGCUACCAGGAGAGAUACGGUUGAUUCAUCUGCAGUCGCUAAGGGAUUGCGAUCGUUGGCUGUUGCGCCACUUGGGGAGCGCCCAAGCAGUGGAUCCCGGCAAUUGGAUUCACAGGUGGUUGUGGACCAGACGUGUAGACUUGACAAUGAGGUCGCAGGGAGCCGAGCGGAUCCAGUGGAGAUUGGUUCAGUAGGAACUCCAAGGAUCCAGCUGUCUUCGUCGAGGGGAAAGGCUGGUGCAUUAUCAACAUACGAGAACAGGCCCAGAGAACUUCUGACGGUUGAGAAUUCCUCAAUUUUACCAGCCCAUGGUGGAUCUGAUGAUGAGCAGAGAUUUGGGGAAGGAAAUAAUCAUGAAGCCAACGGAGGAGGAUAUCCAAAUACUACUAUCACAAAAUGCAGGCAAGGACGUGGAUCUGCUGAGCCAGUAAUCGAAGAAGAUGUCUAUCCCGAGCGCGUCUGUGAAGGAAACGUCUCACAAGGCGUGGGAAUAAACCCAAGUGGGACCAAUGUUCAGAACGGAAAGAGCAAAGACUAUGCCCAUAGUCAAGGACCUCGGAGGGCUGGGUCAGAAUUUAAAGGGACAGAGGCUCCACUUCCGAGGAGUGCUACCUCCUCUGGAAAAGCUGGUAAAUCGCUGCAAAUCACACAAGAAGUUCCUCGUAAAGAUGUGCCCUCUGUGUCACAAAGGGGUUUUCCAGGAGGACAUUAUGAUCGCUGCGAUGAGGACACAGGACAACAUGAAGCUGAUCCUUCGCAAAGUGAAGAUACAGAUGGGCUUCCGUAUAGGAUUCCCGGUCCAGCUGGGGCACUCCAAAAGAACUUUCGAAAGAGGACCGCCCACGGUUUAUUCAAGACUCGUCGAUUGUCAAAUGACUCAGCUUCACAGUCCGAUACUGCCGAUUUCAUGGAAGGGCCCUGGAUCGCCGCUAUGGAUUUUCUAGACAGUGGAGGUUCAACACCCUUGCAGCAGGUAAUGAUAAGCGCGCUAAAAAGUUCCAGCAAACACCUUGAAUACAUUCCUGAGGUUGUUGCGAUCAUAAAGACCGUCGUGCCUAAUGGCUUCGGAGACGUGUCCGUGGUUCUCAAGGAUCCUACUGGAACAGUCAAUGGAUGUAUCCACAGAAGUGUGUUGACUGAGUCAAAAUAUAGCCACAGAUUUGUUCCGGGUGCUGUUUUGAUCCUCCGCAAGGUAACAGUUUUCAGUCCCAAUCCGUAUGCACAUUACGUCAAUAUCACGAAGCAAAACGUCUAUAAGGUUUUCGGAAGCGAAGUUGGCGUUGUUAGAUCUCAACCAAGAGUCAUCAAGGAGAAGUUUGGAAAUCUUCAAGGUAACAAGGAUGAAGGCCUCGCAAACCGAUCAGAACAGCUGUUAGACACUGCAGUCCACGCUCUACGGGUUGGAGACCCACUAGUACUUGGGACCACCUCUGAACAUCUAAAGCGCCAACAAGAUGGAAACCGGCUUGACACGAAUCGUCUUAAUCAAACUUCCAUUCCGAGGUGCACAGGUGCACGGUCGGACAAGAGCCUUCAAAAUGCAACACCAGCAGGGACUUUGGAAGACUCACAUAAUUUGCACUUGCCAGUGGCAUAUAGAGACGUAAGUCAUACAAAGACAUCGGCGCAGGUUCAAGUCACCGACAUGCUAACAACGCAAGAUUUAGAGGAGGAAGCUACACAGGAGGCUGUGGUAGCUGCAAAAGCGAAGGCAGCUGGAUGGGAUUUAGGGGAGGAUGUAGAACUGCUUCUGAAUGAUGACUUGGAUGGUUUCGUGUUUUAGGAUCGGACGAACUGACUUCAUGUCAUCUAUAAACGUGUAUACGGCAAUUGGCAUAUCCUACAAGGGAUACGACAUAGGUUCUAGAACAUAGGUAGAGUUUUGUGGACAACAGCGUUCGGUGAAACUGUGGAGGUUGAUUCGCUAAACGAGCUUACACACUUUUGCUGUCGUAACGAGUACGUUUUUACACGCACUAAAAAGUGUUCGGCCAAACUGUGGAAAUUGAUUCGCUAAACGAGCUUACAUGCUUUUGCUGUCGUAACCAGUACAUUUUUACACGCACUAAAAUGUCUACGC
Messenger RNA from Marchantia polymorpha subsp. ruderalis, 2446 nucleotides. NCBI's taxonomy places the organism in Eukaryota, Viridiplantae, Streptophyta, Marchantiopsida, Marchantiales, Marchantiaceae. The record is from the annotation of a GenBank genome assembly.